CGGUAAACUUAACAGAAACGGUAACUCCCGGUGUUUUAUGUUUAAAUUAAAGGCUGUGUGGGAGAGGUGAAUGAUUUAUUUUUCUUCAGUCGAAGAGGAAACAAGGUUGAGGUCCUGCAGUUUGUCAGAGAUCAGCUGUUCUUCUCUGGUCUCAGCUCUGAAGUCCAACCCCUCCCAUCUGAGAGAACUGGACCUGAGCAGAAACGACCUGAAGGAUUCAGGAGUGGAGGAUCUGUUAGAUCUUGUGGAGGACCCAGACUACAGACUGGAGACUGUGAGGUCAGUAUCUGGAGUCAGUCCAUGCUGCUUCCAUCAGUAUUGUCCUAAACACAGUUAGUAUCAGAGCAGAGAUCCAGUGUUUCCUGUAAAGCUGGGACCUUCUCAGUGGCUGCUUUCCUCAGUGAAGCUGUGAGAGGAGAAUGGUGACAGGCUUCAGGAUUGGACAGAAAGACAGAGAGACAGAGAACAGUCAGCCAAUCAGAUCAGCCAGAAGCUGGUUGUGAUGAUGUGUUUGAGUUGAUGUGAAGACGACUGUUGUUGUUGUGUUGAUGUGUUGAGGAAAUAAAGCUGGAUUCCAGCUGACAGCCUCACAGCAUGUAUAGAGACAGUGGUCCUCAUUCAUCAAACUGUGGAAGCAGCAGAUCUGAUCUGACACUGUUUGUUGUCUCAUUUCAACACUGAACAACUGAGGAGUUUGAUGUUUGUCACAGCUCUGAGAUCAGUGUGACUGAAGCCUCUUAUUUCAGAGAAGCAUCAUUACAUGUUGGAACCAUGUGGUGUUUGUACAGAGCAGAAGCUCUGCUCAAGUCCAGUCAUCACAUCUGUAUAUCUGUCCAUCUGUCAGACAGCUUCACUGACAGCUGAUGAAGAGUCUGUAAACACUGAUCCACCUCCUCUCUGCUCUGACUCUCUCUCUGCAGGUGGAAGUGGACACAUUAAUGGAAGUGAGGAUGAGCUGUGUGCUGAUGAUCCAGAUGUUGAAACAGCAGCAUUUUGUGUGUAGACAGGCUGUGACUGGUCCAUGUUACUGGGAGGUAACAAGUCUGAACUGAUCUGAGAACAGCUCCACUGUCAGACACAGAGUCCAGUCCACCAUCAUCCCUGUGUGUUCCUCUGGAUCUGACAGAGCAGCAGCAGAGUAUCUGGACUCUGCUGCUGCUCUGUCCUUCUACACAGUCUCUGCAGACACACUCACACUCCUCCUCCUCCUCCUCCUCCUCCUCCUCCUCCUCCUCCUCCUCCUCCUUCUCCUCCUCCUCCUCCUCCUCUUCCAAAUAUUUUCAGGUCAUUUGUUUCAAAUCUGAAUCUCUGUAACACGCUGAAAGAUGUAAUAUAAGAUUUAAUUUAGUUCUUAUAAUGGAACAUACUGUCGUCUGUCUAAUUCAGCAUCAUGCACAUGUGUUUAGUUUAUUAUCAUUCAUUCAUUGAUCUGCUGAUAAAUGAUCAGGUCUGUAGUUUCUCUCUCAUCAGUAACAGCAUCAUUCAGUUUCAUAUAUCAUCUUGUUUGAUGUUGUAACUGAUCAUGGUUAAAGGUGAAGAUGAGAUUUGUCCUCAGGAUUUUCACCUUAAAUCAUUUAGAGUCUGAUGAGAAAAUGAUUUCUUGUUCUGAGACAGAGGAGGAGGAGUGAGUCCUGAUUGGCAGAGAGCUCUGUGACCACGCCUCCAACUGUGACAUCACUCCUCAGAUAAAACUGGUUUUUACCACAGAACUUUCCUCAUGAAGCUUCCAGUCUUAAUAGAAUCUCUGUAUCUAUAAUCUCUGUGUCUUUACUUUAGUUAUAAAUCAGAAUAAGUCCCAUUUUAACAAGGUGUUUUAUUACCUGUCUGCCUCCAUGCAGCAGGUGAGCUCUGCUGAACACUGACUGAUUGACUUUAAACACACCAGAGCUGAGCUGAGUAACUAGAGUAACUAAGUAAUGUAACAGAUUACUGCUGUAUUAACUUUAAUGAGUUUUAUUGGUUUGUUGUGUUUGUUCUUUUUUUCUGUAAUUUGACCAAGUUUUUUGUUUUGUUUUAUCAGUCUUCGUUGUGUUGCUCAUUUUAUUUUAUGUUUAAUUUUAUUUUACUCUCGGUAAUAAAAUAAUUCUAAUUA
Molecule: messenger RNA, 2092 nt
Organism: Lates calcarifer (barramundi perch)
Lineage: Eukaryota; Metazoa; Chordata; Actinopteri; Centropomidae
Product: NACHT, LRR and PYD domains-containing protein 12-like
Exons: 2
Coding region: 71-337 (88 amino acids)
Molecular function (GO): protein binding
Source: RefSeq, a predicted model, not a curated record